This is a messenger RNA of Dicrocoelium dendriticum, 552 nucleotides long. The record is from the annotation of a GenBank genome assembly. NCBI's taxonomy places the organism in Eukaryota, Metazoa, Platyhelminthes, Trematoda, Plagiorchiida, Dicrocoeliidae.
AUGGAGACCGCUGCCCUCUCCGGCAACACGUGCAGGCUUUCCAAACUCAUUCGGUCCACUGGCCUCAGGAAGCCGGGUGUCAGUGAGGUCAUUUGUGAGGUGGAUGUGUCUCCGAUCACCCACCUACAGAGGCGUAUGGACCGCUGGGCCGAGCACUUUUACUCGCAGUUCAACUGGCCUUCACCGUCCAUCAAUACAUGCAGUACACCUUGUUGUCCACCAUGGCACGUCCCAAUGAAUCUAGCCAUCGAAGCGGAAUUCUGCCUCGAGAUUCAACGCUUAAAGCGCUUCAAGGCUAGCGGCUUAGACGGAAUUUCUCCGGAACUAUUCAAGUACCGCGGUGUGGUGAUAAUUAACCAGCUGACCGCGCUGUUCGCAAAAAUUUGGCAUGAAGAGAAAAUGCCUUCCUCUUGGGGAGCAUCAGUCAUUAUCCCAAUUUUCAAGAAAGGCGCUCGCACUUCAUGUGCAACUCAUCGCGGGAUUAGUCUUAUUUCGGUUGCUUCUAAACUAUUGGCAUCCAUUCUGCUUCGCAGACUAUCCAUAGUACGUUAA